CAGAUCCCCCAAUCAAAAGCCCAACUAAAAUUUAUAUACAUAUUUAAAAGAGGGAGAAGUGCGUUGAUUGAUCAGAGAUAGGGGUGAUGGGGUAACUCAAUAACGCCACAGAUUACACUAGUUAUUAGUUAAGUCUGUAAUAAUGCUCAAAUUCCGGCCAAUUGCACCCAAACCCCCCGCCGGAGAAGGCGGUAUUUUGCAAGAGAAAAGUAAUAUUUCCACAAGAAAUGGAAGGGUGAAGAGAAAGUACGUUAGGGUUCAAGGACGGCGCAGGCAGAAUAAUAAUCAGUGCAAGAAAAGGAAAAACAUAUCUGAUCCAGCUAAAGAAUUAGGAAAUGAAGAUGGGCCAUCUGAAAACAGUAUGGUGACACUUCAACUAUUGCCAGAGAAUAACGAGAAUAUUUCGAGCCGAAAUUUUCUACACAAUCUUGAAGACGGCGAUGAAAAAACUCGAGACGAUGUGUUAGAUGAUAAGAUGGUGAGUUUUUGCCAGCAUCUGGGAGGUCGGAGAGAGAUGUUGGAUCAGUCAGAAGGUAAGAAAGUCGAACUCGUUGAAUCAAAAAAGAAUGUGACCAGGCCUCUUCCCGAAAAAUCACAAGGCCUUGAAUGGAAAAAUGAAUCUUGGGUUAUCAUAGAAUGUUUUACUGAUGCAAUCAUGGAAGGAUUAGGGUUAGGGUUUUCAGACGAAGAAAAGCUCACUAAUCUACAUAUAGAUAGAAAUCCAGGUUUCGUGUCCGACAAUUCCAACAAUGUAGUAUGGGUUAAUGAGGCCUACAAGAAGAUGGUAUUGGGUGAAGAAAAACAAGAAUUAGCAGCAGAAUUUAAGGUUUAUUUAGUGAUCAAAGAAAAAAAUAUACCCUAUUUCUGGUCAGAAUUUGCAUGCAGAGUGAGGGUUGAGUAUUAUUGGAAUGGACGUAAGUGUGCAAGAACAGUGCCUUGUGAUGUUUGGAAAAUGGAAUUUGGAGGUUUUGCAUGGAAAAUGGAUUUCAAAGCUGCACUAAGUUUAGGCCUUUAGAAGUUCAUUCAUGGUGAAUCCUUUUCACCAAUAUUUGGAAUACGUAUUGCAACCAAGCUUUAUGCCACAUUCAGUUGUCUCUUACUAAUUUACUUCUGUGA
Olea europaea var. sylvestris is the source of this 1116-nucleotide messenger RNA. RefSeq lists its product as uncharacterized. Bases 143 to 1015 code for a protein of 290 amino acids. The record is from RefSeq and is a predicted model, not a curated record. NCBI's taxonomy places the organism in Eukaryota, Viridiplantae, Streptophyta, Magnoliopsida, Lamiales, Oleaceae. The transcript has 2 exons.